AUGCUGUGCUGCACAGCCACACAAGCCUCUCUGACUGUGAGUCCCAGCAGCUCUCAGUUUUUCAGCUGGAAGUCUGUCUCUCUGAGCUGUGAGGAGGACGACAGCUCUGCUGGAUGGACGCUGAGGAGGAACACAACCAGAGAAAACAGGACUCAGUGUGACGACUGGGGAAGAUCAGCUGGUUCAUCAUGUGACAUUAGCUACAUUUUCCCAGGGGACAGCGGAGUUUACUGGUGUGAGUCCAGAGAGGGAGCAACCAGUAACACCAUCAACAUCACUGUCACUGGUGGACCAGUGAUCCUGCAGAGUCCUGUCCUCCCUGUGAUGGAGGGACAUGAUGUCACUCUGCACUGUAAAACAAAGACCCCUCCCUCCAACCUCCCAGCUGGUUUCUAUAAAGAUGGCUUCUUCAUCAGGACUGAGCCUACAGGUCACAUGACCAUCCACCAUGUUAACAAGUCUGAUGAAGGCCUCUACAAGUGUAACAUCAGAGGUCGUGGAGAGUCUCCAUCCAGCUGGAUCUCUGUCACAGGUGAGGAGGUUACCUUUGAUUUCAGGACUUAUUUCAUCCAGAGAUUGACCUGACCAGGUGGAUUCUCUCCACAGGUAAACCUACAACCUCAGCUCUGCCCACAUCCGCAGCUCUGCCCACAUCUGCAGCUCUGCCCACCCCGACAACCCCGCCUCCUCCAACACCCCCUGCCUCAGCCCCCUUCCAGCUUGUGUUUAGACUGAUCUACCACCUGGUGGUCUUCUGUCCGUACUGCAUCUCCACUGUCCUCAUGGUGUCUUUAUAUCGACACAGGGCCACAGGACAUGACCUGCCAGUCUCUAUGGUGAUGACCCCGUCUACCCAGGCUGAGGAGGGAUUGGAUGAUGACUAUGAUGAUGUCACCACAGAGCAUCACUUCUGAGCUGAUCCAGUGUGUUCAGUGUGUUCUGGUUCUUAAUGAAGUUGAACAGAUGGUGAUUAGGGUAGUCACUGAUGAACCACUCUUACCACAUUUAAACAAAUAAUGAUAAUCUUUGGUUUGUGCUCGAGUCUGCAGAGUUUGAAAUCUCACCACAUUUCAACCCUAUUUUCUCAACACACUGUAUCCUACAAUUACUUUAUUAUGGUUAAACCAGGUUUGCUAUGAGUAUCAUGCUUAAAUGGGGUUAGGUAUAGCCUAACUCAUAACUAAUUUCCCUCAUGUUUAUUAAAGCAUUCAUCUUUCCCAAUGUAUAAGACAACGCUAAAAUACCAUCUUAGUUGUCAUAGCCCUACAUUGAGAAAAUGCUUACUAUACUGCAUAAUGAAAAAACUGAACAAGACAUAUAUCUCAUUUGCAGAAACAAGAAGACAAUAAAAUCAGCUUUCAAAUAAAUGAUAGCCUUUACAAUGACAUUUGUAUAAUUUCAGUACAUUUAAUAUAUCUUUGUGUCCACGUCCACAGUGUAAGUUAGUGGUUCAAAGGCAUGUAGGCCUAAAGGCUAAAUAAUUAAAACUUUCAAAAGUUCAAUUUAUGAUGCUGAUAACAAUGUUUGUUCUAGCCUACUAUGCAAAUAUGCAUCAAGCUAGAUUCCUGCCUUCAACCUGCUGAUAGUAACUUAAACCAGGGGUCCUUAACUACUUUUGUUAAAUAAUGUUUUCAUUCAGGCUUCAUUAGCAUACUAGUGUUUCUACUAGUGUCAUACUAAAUGUUUUUACUGCCUAUAUCACUCUGAAAAGCCAAGGAGCCUUUAUAAUUUCCACCUGUUGUCUAUUCCAUUUGCACAACAGCAUGUGAAAUUGAUUGUCAAUCAGUGUUGCUUCCUAAGUGUUCAGUUAAUAAGUUUGAUUUCACAGGAGUGUGAUUGACUUGGAGUUACAUUGUGUUGUUUAAGUGUUCCCUUUAGUUUUUUGAGCAGUGUAUUAUCACACAAUAAUUGGUCUUUUUCCACAAUUAUGUGAGCAG
Molecule: messenger RNA, 1937 nt
Organism: Micropterus salmoides (largemouth bass)
Lineage: Eukaryota; Metazoa; Chordata; Actinopteri; Centrarchiformes; Centrarchidae
Product: Fc receptor-like protein 5
Exons: 4
Coding region: 1-585 (194 amino acids)
Biological process (GO): cell surface receptor signaling pathway
Molecular function (GO): transmembrane signaling receptor activity
Source: RefSeq, a predicted model, not a curated record